AUGGCGCCGGUAGUAGCUAUGACGUGUCUACAAGAAAUGGAGAAUGCUCCCCUUCGGAUGCUGGUACUGCCCAAUGGUAGCGGUUCGCCAAGUGAGAUGUUGCUGGAUUGGGAAACGAGCUUUCACUCUGCAGGUCUAAGAGUGGAGCUGUGGGGCGCUCACUGGAUGUGGCCGACGGCUGACGAGAUUCGAGGGGACGCUGUCACUAUAUUGAAGGAUCUCGUAGACGAGAUGUGCACACAGCUAAUCAGUGGAUUUUUUGGUAAACCAUAUGUCAUCGUCGGCCACAGCCUGGGCUCGUUGGUGGCGCUGGUACUGGCGCGUUCCCUCGAGCAGCGCAACUUGCCGAUCCCUCGUCAUGUUUUCUUCUCAGGAGCUGCGUGGCCUGGUAGGAAAGAUUUGACUGAGGAUCCGGAUGAUGUGGUUUAUGAUGAAGAUCUACUGGAGGUAAUAGAGCAGCAGGUGGGACAGAUAGGUGGUCAGUUGCAGAGAAUGUCAAUGCUGAGUAUUCUCCGUAGCGAACUGAAGUUGCAUCACGGGGUUGUACGCUGGUUCAAACAGCAUAACGAGGUCAAGCUUCAUUGCGAUGUAACGGUGUUUGGUGGAACUGAAGAUUCGAUUGCUCCGGUGAACUCGCUGAAGAAGUGGGAAAGGGUUUGUUCUGAAGGCAGUAAAUUUGAGAUCAAGCUGUUUGCUGGUGACCACUUUUACGUGAAAAAUGCCGAAACUCAGUCAGCAUUUGUUCGUGAAUUGAUUACAAUUUUGUUUCCCGUGUCUACAAUUGCCAUGAUGGAGUCGCGUACUAUGAUCGAUGGACUGAACUCGAAGGUCGAAUCGUAUCCAUCCGAGAAAUGUCUCCACAGCAUGUUCAUGGAGGCAGCCAAGCGAACGCCCAACGCUAUCGCUGUGCAUUACGAAGGCAAAACCUUAACGUUUCGUCAGGUAGACGAGCAAAGUGAACGACUUGCUGACUAUUUGUUCGACAUUGGUGUCCGUCCUAACUGCAUCUCGGGUAUCUUUAUGGAGCACUGUAUUGAGUUUGUGAUCGCUUACAUUGCAGCACUAAAGGCUGGGGGUGCAUACAUGCCGCUGGAGAUCGUGUAUCCACCUGACCUUCUUGAACGCGUCAUGGAAGAAUCCAAGCCAAUCAUCGUGCUAACUAAGAGAAAGUAUCGCAGCCGCCUGCCGGCCUGGCAGCAUGCACUUGAGAUGGACGAGAACUGGCUUGAUAUUUUGGCCAGACAGAAUAUCCCGGCAAUGCCUGCUGAUCGCACGGUCACUCAUCCGGGUGAUUUGGCAUAUGUGGUCAUGUCAUCAGGGACCACAGGUGUUCCUAAGGGUAUUUGCUGUCCCCAUCGCGGUGCCGUGCAUUCUUAUCACUGGCGCCUCACCCACUGCCCAUUCAAAGAAGAUGACCGAGUGGCAUGCCACGUUUUUUUCGUUUGGGAGCUGCUGCGGCCAAUGCUCGGCAACCGACCUCUGUACAUCAUCCCAGACAAUAUAAUUUACGACCCCGUCAAGCUCGUGGAUUACCUGGACAAUCACGGGAUCACACGCAUUCUCUUCACGCCAUCUCUGCUGCAGCUAAUUCUUGACACGUGCUCAAGUGAAGAUCUGCAGCGGAAGAUGUCGAAGUUGCGGAUAGUGUGGCUCUGUGGUGAAGUUGUGACGAUGGAGCUGCGUGAUCGCUUCGUUCGUCUUUUUCCCAAGUGCGAGCUGCAGAACCUUUACAGCGUAUCUGAGUGUCAUGACGUGAGUGCCGUAGAUCUUGCUGCAAUGUCUGAAUGUGAUAAACUGCUGUCCAGAAAGUAUGCUUCUUGCGGCGAAGUAAUGCCUAAUGUGAAGGCGUACGUAUUGGACGACAUUUACAGUCCUACCCCUGUCGGAGUACCUGGAGAGUUGUACAUUGGCGGACCCUGCUUGGCCAUUGGGUAUCUCAAUCGUCCGGAACAGACAGCAGAGCGCUUUCUCAAUUACGCCGUGCCGGGAGAGACUGUUUACAGGACGGGUGAUCGUGCACGCUUCCUGGCAAAUGGCCACCUUGAGCUCAUCGGGCGCUGCGACUUUAUGGUCAAAAUUCGUGGAUACAGCGUGGUACUAGGGGCCAUUGAAUCAGCUCUGGCGAAGCACCCUCUUGUUUCCACAUCGGUUGUUCUCACGGAAGGGAGCGAAGGUUCUGAUAAGCGGCUGGUUGCGUACAUUGUGCCAGAAGAUUGGGGAAAAGUGCCAAGUGCAUCAAACCUUCGUAAUUUCUUGAACGACAAGCUCCCACACUAUGCGAUCCCGUCCGUGUUUGUGCAGCUCGAUGCGCUCCCAAUCAACAGCGCAAGUGGCAAGCUGGAUCGCAAGAAAAUGCCGUCAAUCGAGGAAGCCAAGAAAUUACGCAACGAAUCGAUUGAUCUAUCAGUGGAUCCGACGAAUUUACCGCAGACCGAUACCGAGAUUAGGCUUGCAUUAAUUUGGUCCAAGCUACUUCGUCUCGAGAAACAAAACGUCUUGCAUCGUGAAGCAAGCUUUUACGAUGUCGGUGGCCACAGCUUGCUUUCGACACGAUUGGUGUCAAGCAUCCGAGACACUUUUGACGUCCACUUGACGCUAGCGGACAUUCUGUCGUCGCCCGAGCUGUGUGCUAUCGCAUCGCUCAUCGAUCGUUCCCUCAAUAAUUCUAGCAACGGCGGCACAUUAGCAGACACUGAAAAGACGGAGAAGAAGGUUGUCCUGCCGUUGGAAGCAGUGUUGGAUGCAUCCAUAUAUCCUGCGGCCACGCGUAAAGCCGGGUACAGUCGUUACCGUGUGGAAAUGGUGGGGGUGCCUCCACGCAACCUUUUCCUGACCGGGGCAACUGGAUUUCUUGGUGCCCAUCUCGUACACGCUCUUCUAAAGCACUCAACAAGCAUCAUCUUCUGCUUAGUCCGUGCUGGUGAUAAGGACACGGCAAUGGCUCGCAUUAAGAAAUCGCUUGAGCACUACGCGCUUUUUGAUGAAUCUCAGAAGUUAAAUCUGGAGAAUCGGGUGGUUCCCGUGGUGGGUGAUCUUGCGCAUCCGCUUUUAGGUCUGAAUGCCGACACGUACAAGAUGCUGGCGACUGAAAUCGAUGCGAUUUUGCACAACGGCGCAGAUGUAAACUUAGUGAAGCCUUACUCCGCUUUGAAAAGCGUUAACGUGCUGGGCACUCAGGAAGUGCUACGUCUUGCAGUGACCAACGGAUUGGACAAGACCCGUGUUAAGCCCGUCCACUACAUCUCAACGAAUGGAGUAUUUUCAUCUGCAAUGGCUGCAUCCAAAUUCGUGGAGACCGCUGACUUGAGCGAUAUAUCGGAUCAACUUGAUAAUGGCUACGCGCAAAGCAAAUGGGUCUCGGAGCAGAUGUGCCUCGAGGCCGCUCACCGUGGCCUGCCGGUGUCGAUUCUUCGUCCAGGCAACAUGGCUCCAUCCUCGCUUACUGGCGAGUGGAAUACCAACGACUUCAUCUACUUGCUGCUCAAAGGGUGUAUGUCGCUCGGCGCCGUGCCCGAUCGCUCCGACUGGUACUUUGACAUGACACCAGUGGACUAUGCGGCGCGUGCAAUUGUACAUUUUGCUGCUUGUCGACCGAUCGACGCGCUUGGCCAGACUCUGCACAUUCAGAACCCGAUGCCUCCGAUUGAGGGCCGCGCGUUCUUUGCUUUCCUUGUGGCUGCGACUGCAACAAGCAAGGAAAUGGCAAGGAUGGAGUAUUUGGAGUGGAAGUACAGUGUGCAGGAAGUCGCUGCGAAGGAGGGUGCGCCAUUAGAGCUGCAAAAACUGGCUUCAGCGAUCGACUCGUUCGACACGCACCUUCAAGGCAACAAGGUCUUUGACUCGACUCUAUCAGCUGAGCUGCUUCUGGCUGCAGACAUUUCGUGCCCUGUAGUGAACCAGGAGCUACUGAUCACGUGCACAGCCAAGUGGUGA
Molecule: messenger RNA, 3933 nt
Organism: Peronospora matthiolae
Lineage: Eukaryota; Oomycota; Peronosporomycetes; Peronosporales; Peronosporaceae
Source: the annotation of a GenBank genome assembly